CCAAACCAAAAUUACCCAAAAACAAAAAAAAGAGAGAAGAAGGUGUCUGGAACCUUCUCUUUCCCCAUCAAUUUGUAUUUUUUUUUUCCCGAACCAGCCUCCUGUUGCCUAUGCCCCUGCUUGCUGCGCCUCACACCGGAGCCUGCCCUGCUACUGCACCACGCCCUUGCCGCCUACAACCGCCUAGGCCCGAGCCAUCAUGCCCCUACCGCGCCAGCCUUCCCCUGGACCAGAUCCCUUCGCCUCUGCGCCCAGAUCCCCCCUCUGCUGCCCUGCUGCACCCCAGCCUGCACUCUACCGCGCCCCCUAGCUCCUGCACCAGCCUUGCUCUGUACCAGUUCCUGCACGCUGCGUCACACCCCUGGCCUCUGCGUGCCUGAGCCUGCACUCUCCCCUCUACGCGCCUGAUCCUGCAAUCACGCCCCUGUUGCUUGCACGCUUGAUCCUGCUGCUGCACCGCGCCUGCACUCCUGCUCGCUACAGUACAUGCCAGUUGAAAUCUUCAUCAUUACUGAUUGACAGGAGCAAGUCUUUUUAUUUUUUAUUUGUUAUUUGGAUAUAUAUAUAUAUAUGGAAAAAAAUCAGAAGGAGGGGGGGUUGGUUGGAGAGUUUUUGAAGUUUGAUUUACAGGAAGGGUCUGUGGUAGAUUGAUUUUGGAGUUUGAUUUUGGGGAUUUCUUUGUCUGAGUUUGGGGUAUUGCUGGAAGCGUAGUAAGAAGAGGAGGAUCGCUGAGCUUCCCGAAGAUUGUGCAUUUUCUGGGUUUUCAUCUUAGGUAUUUUCCUGCAUCAGAGAAGGUUUUUGGGAAAAGCAGUGAGGGAGAGGGUUGGAGCUUGAUCCCGUGGGUGGGAUCCCUCCCCCCGAUUCUGAUCUGUUUUCUUCAAAGAUUUUCGCCAUGUUUGUUUGUUUCCUUCUCUGUUGAUGUUUUUUUUAAAUGUGAUGUUAAAUCCAUGUAUGUUGCUGAAAAACUAAUGAAAAUGUCAAAAAAAAAAAAUAUUCAGAUUAGGCACUGGAUGAAUGUAUGUCUUUGCUGGAAAUGACAUGAAAAUCUCAUUUUC
This is a messenger RNA of Rubroshorea leprosula, 1055 nucleotides long. Lineage: Eukaryota; Viridiplantae; Streptophyta; Magnoliopsida; Malvales; Dipterocarpaceae. The record is from the annotation of a GenBank genome assembly.